UAUUCUGAAGGAUGCAUCAUUCAUGGCAAUCUUCUGCUAGGCAAAAGUAUUAUUUGGACGAAUACAAAAAAAAAGAAUGCUCUCGAAGUUCUUCCCUGUCUGGUUUCCUAAUCAGAAAUAGUCUAUAUGAGUAAUUUUAUAGGGUAAGGGAUUCACAAUGUCAUGUUUAAAAUAAGAAAAUUAUAGAUAAUUUCUUUAUUUUCUGGACACAAUGUUAAUUAGGCAUAAUUUAUUUGCAAAAGUUUUACCACAAAACAAACGUUCAGAUAAAUCGCAUUAUACUUGUGAGUUCUUAUCCAUUAAAUAUACGUUCAUGAGCGUAUCAACGUAUUUUUUUUUACUUGAUACAGACAUUCAUCACCUCCUUUUACCAGGUAAACGUGAAAACCAAAACUUCACAUUUUAACAGUUACCAUCACACACUCUUAAACUUUGACGUUUACGGUACGAGUCACAAGGAGGUAUUUUUUAUCACAUUUAUCAUUCAUCUUUAACCCUAUCGUCCGUUUGUUUGUUUACAAUGGUCACAGUUUUCACGAUAACGUAAUGUGCUAUUGGCGCGUUUGAGAUGAGUAAAUGUUAGUUGUUUGCUAUACAUCGGUGGUGUUAGACGCUAACUUGGUUGUUGCGAUGGCCUUGUCAGACCGUCACUUGUUUUUAAGUAGACGCCUCGUCACUGAUAACGGUGUGACCGACGGUGGUGUGCUGGUCAACGAACGCGGCACCAUUGAACAACUUGUCACUAGGGAACAAGCCGAUAAAAUUAUAGCUGAAAGCGAUGGAAAAAUCAAGGUAGUUGAUGGUGGGGAGUUGGCACUACUGGCUGGGGUAGUGGACUCGCAUGUGCAUGUGAACGAGCCUGGCCGCACAGCCUGGGAGGGUUUCCGUACCGCCACCAGCGCCGCUGCAGCCGGCGGGAUCACCACCAUCGUGGAUAUGCCACUGAAUUCAAUUCCCCCGACAACGACGUUGGAGAAUCUGAAGACAAAAGCAUCUUCUGCUGAUGGCAACGUCUACGUCGAUGUUGGUUUCUGGGGCGGUGUUAUUGUGGGGAAUGAUGAUUCUCUUCAGGACCUCGUGAAAGCAGGUGUGGUCGGUUUUAAAUGUUUUCUGUGCCCGAGUGGAGUCGACGAAUUCCCAAAUGUUGGACCUGAAGACUUAGAAAAAGCCUUUGCAGCGUUAGAGGGUACAGGAUCAGUUUUAGCGUUUCAUGCGGAACUUGAUGAUGAUAGUAAACCAACAAAUAAAAAGAUAAAAAAGAAAGACCCCGAAGAAUACGAGACCUACCUGGAAUCAAGGCCGCCUAAUAUGGAACUAAAUGCCGUUUCGCUUAUUAAAGAUUUUGUUGACAAAACUGAUGUCCGAGUGCAUGUGGUCCACGUGUCCUCGUCAGAGGUGGUUCCACUCUUAGUGAAGGCUCGGGAGUCGCGCAUAUCGCAGGGCCACCAGGCGUGGCGCGCCGGAGUCACCGCCGAGACCUGCCACCACUACCUGACGCUCAGCGCCGACCAGAUACCUAAAGGCCGUAGCGAGUAUAAAUGUGCACCACCUAUCAGAGAUAAAGAUAACAAGGAAAAGUUAUGGGAAUAUUUAUUGGAUGACAAAUUGGACUUAGUUGUGUCAGAUCACUCGCCCUGCACUCCAGAUCUCAAAUGCUCAAAUAAUCUGGAAGCCUGGGGCGGAAUAUCAUCCGUGCAAUUUGGUUUAUCCCUAUUUUGGACGGGGGCGAGUUCUCGUGGCCUGGACCUAACAGCAAUCACAAAGUAUAUGAGUUCAGGUCCAGCCCAGCUGUGCGGUCUCCAGAACCGUAAGGGCGCGUUGAAGCCUGGCCUUGACGCUGACCUCAUAUUCUUCGAUCCUGACGAUACUUUUGUAGUAACUAAGGAGAUUAUUAGACACAAGAACAAGUUAACACCUUACAUCGGCAAGGAGCUAAAAGGCGUUGUAAAGAAAACUUAUCUCCGCGGACGACUGAUAUAUAACGACGGAGAAGUUAUUGAAGACCCUAAAGGAAAAUUAUUGUUAAACAUUUAAAAAUAAGAACUUGAAUAAUUGUAAUAUACUUCGUAGUAAAAUAUGCCAAACGAAAACCUUUUAAUAAAAAGGUUUGAAAGAAG
Trichoplusia ni (cabbage looper) is the source of this 2117-nucleotide messenger RNA. RefSeq names its product allantoinase-like. Bases 577 to 2034 code for a protein of 485 amino acids. NCBI's taxonomy places the organism in Eukaryota, Metazoa, Arthropoda, Insecta, Lepidoptera, Noctuidae. Gene Ontology annotation, cellular component: cytoplasm. Gene Ontology annotation, molecular function: allantoinase activity; zinc ion binding; cobalt ion binding. The record is from RefSeq and is a predicted model, not a curated record. The transcript has 10 exons. Gene Ontology annotation, biological process: allantoin catabolic process; purine nucleobase catabolic process.